Molecule: messenger RNA, 1245 nt
Organism: Symbiodinium sp. CCMP2456
Lineage: Eukaryota; Dinophyceae; Suessiales; Symbiodiniaceae
Source: the annotation of a GenBank genome assembly
AUGGACAAGAGACGGCGAGUCUCUAUGCAAGCCAUUUGUGUUCUUCCAGAGCAGGCGCCGGCGGCUGCAUGCGGUCAGCGCGGAGGGCUGCUGUUGGCGAGCCUGAGCCCAGAGAUUUGGAUCUCCGUGGCAUCCUUCCUGGCAAGCUACGAUGCCCAAGGCGACGUGGCCACGCUCACCUGCUCGUCGGCGGUGUUCCACCGGCUGCUUUCAGAUGAGGCCGCUUGGCGAGGAUUCCUCCUUAACAGGUUCCGCGGAGGCGCUGCGGGGGCACUGCCAUUUAACGGCUCCUGGCGAAACACCGUGCUCUGCUCCCAGGGAGGCAGCUGCCCCACGCGCAGCCUUGGCCGGCAAAGCUCGGCCAACUUCCUCUUUGCGGGCCUCCGCCUAGAGCUCUCGCGGGAGCGUUUGCGGCAUCGAAAACACCUACGAGCCCAUGGAAUCCCUUCGCUGCGACGCCAGCUCUGGCGCACGAAAGCGCGGCCGGUGAGUGCGGAAGAGCCCUGCUGGCUUGAUGCGAAGAAGCAGCUUGCCGGUCUCUUCGCCGGCUGGCCUGGAUCUUGGACCGGCCAAGGGCUCGGCCGCCGCUUCGCCGGCCGAAGCUUCGACGUGACGCUGCCUGGUGCCGGUCAGGUCUUCCGGAUGCGGUUGAGGGACUUCCUGCAUUAUGCAGCGAGCAAUGCUGACUUUUUGCCGCCGCGCUGGGAUGCGGAGUCUCUCUAUCUCUUUGACCCCAAGCCGCCCCUGGCUCUGCGAGCGCUGCGGCCGCCGCAGCUCAGCGCUGCGCCCGACUUGGCACGGCAGUGCCGAGGACUGGCAAAAGCCCUGGCGACAGUCACGCGCGGUUGGUUACUUAUUGGAGGUGCUGGCAGCGGCAGCCGAUUUCACAUCGAUGCCUAUGGCUGUGGCGCCUGGAGCGUCUGCUUGGAGGGUCGCAAGCGAUGGGCGCUCUACCCGCCGGGUUCGUUACCGCCAGGAGUGAUCGACAUGGGUCCUGGUCGCUUCGCGUCUCCAUCUCCUGUCUUUUGGUUCUCUGAGGUGUUGCCUUCGCUGCUUCCAGCGCAGCGCCCGCCCAUUGAUUUGGUGACCCAGGCAGGAGAUCUACUUUACAUUCCGCCGGGUUGGUGGCACUGCGUUCUGAACCUGACCACCCCCUGUGUGGCAUUUACGCGGAACGUGGCUUACGGCCUUCGAGCGGCCUCGACCGUGGCAGCAGCCCUGAAUGCCGCAGGGCGGCCGGACGAG